CUGUUUUCUCCGUUGUGUUAGGCAUAGUCCCACGCGAUGGGACCAGUGAACUUCCGCCACUUUGGCCUGAGAUGAACAAAUUAUGUCCUCUUGUUCCUCUACAAACGCUUCUGGAGACCUGUAGCCCAAAGAUGAGGCGAAAGCAAUGCAUAGGAGUUGGUGUCGGAGAAUACUUUAAAUCUCGGCGACUAUUCUUUGUGCAAGACACCGGUCAAGCUGCUACGACUCGAGAUGAAUUCUCGAAGCUUUAGAUGCGCCGUGGAUCUCUAUCUGAACUGGUCAAACAAUAUGUCAGCCUUUUCUCGUGCAAUUCGAUCACCUAUCUCACUCCACGGCCCUUCGCUUUUGGAAAGUAGGGUGCAUCGCUCAAUCGGAUACAUACGGCGCUUGUGUUGCCCGAUUCCCUUCGACGUAGUAAGUGGUUCUUUUCAAAAGCGAAUAUAUGAUAAACUUACCGCUGUACAAUCCAUCAGCCCUACUAUUGACCCACUAACAUCAGUAGCGCUGCAGUUACUUUCAGACCUGAAUGCUCAAGAUUCGGCAAAGCUUAUUUGAGACUUGGUAACCACAUGUAAAAUUCAGGAAGGGGGUUGGCCCUACUUGAAGUGGUGUCUUG
Dicrocoelium dendriticum is the source of this 616-nucleotide messenger RNA. NCBI's taxonomy places the organism in Eukaryota, Metazoa, Platyhelminthes, Trematoda, Plagiorchiida, Dicrocoeliidae. The record is from the annotation of a GenBank genome assembly.